Messenger RNA from Verticillium dahliae VdLs.17, 759 nucleotides. RefSeq lists its product as uncharacterized. The record is from RefSeq and is a predicted model, not a curated record. NCBI's taxonomy places the organism in Eukaryota, Fungi, Ascomycota, Sordariomycetes, Glomerellales, Plectosphaerellaceae. Gene Ontology annotation, molecular function: catalytic activity; carbohydrate binding. Gene Ontology annotation, biological process: carbohydrate metabolic process. The transcript has 4 exons. The annotation marks the transcript as partial.
AUGACGGCACUUGGAUUAUUGGGUGUACCUGGAGCAGAUCUUGUCGGCUCCGCCGUCGGCCACUACACUGGUUAUGACGGGGAGUCGAAUCUCCGUUACACCAAUGCGACAAUUGCUGCACGCGGUACACACUUUAUCGACGUCAGCUUCACUGCGCCCGCUGGAGAUCUCCACUGGGUCAUCUUUGACGACCUCUCCGGCGCAUACCAGUAUUUUGUCAACCGUGCCCUGCCAAACAUCAGCAUUUUGCGAACCCUCUGGCGGCUGGCGCCGGAACACUUCACUCAUGGCCGCACUCACCUCAAGGAUGAGCCCCUGCCGGAUUUCGAUCUGUAUGCAAAGUCGACCAACGUUCAGGAUGAGACCUGGCAGCUUGCAGACGGGUCAUACAUCACCAAGUACGACUGGUCCAACGCCGUCAGAGACCGUGACUUCUAUGGUGUUUACGGAUCUCGUGUUGGUUCUUGGUGGAUUCAUCCAUCCACCGAAUACUACAACAGUGACCAUCUCAGCCAGACACUGACCGUGCAUCGCGAGAGCAAGACCGGCGAUGCUGUCCAGCUGAACGUCGUGCAAGAUACAUCGCACUUCCGUGUCGGCCAAAAGACAACUCAGCCCGUGGGCAAGGUCUGGGGCCCCUGGCUUUGGUACCUGAACAACGGAAGCAUCCCAGAUGUCCAGAAGAAGCGUGCCAAGGAACUGAAGCACUUCCCCUACAAUGGCUUGACAAUUCCGCCUACCGCAGAGGGGCGGCAUAGA